This is a messenger RNA of Dinoponera quadriceps, 1256 nucleotides long. RefSeq names its product probable N-acetyltransferase san (gene san). Gene Ontology annotation, cellular component: NatA complex. The transcript has 4 exons. NCBI's taxonomy places the organism in Eukaryota, Metazoa, Arthropoda, Insecta, Hymenoptera, Formicidae. The record is from RefSeq and is a predicted model, not a curated record. Gene Ontology annotation, molecular function: acyltransferase activity, transferring groups other than amino-acyl groups. Bases 668 to 1171 code for a protein of 167 amino acids. Gene Ontology annotation, biological process: mitotic sister chromatid cohesion.
GCAUGCACCUUUAUACUUAAUUUUGCUCAGUAUGAAAAGAUGGCUCGUCAACCAUUUGCUCUUCGUAGACUAUUUGGAAAUAAGAAGUCCUGCAACAUGGACAAAAAUUAAAGUUAGCUUUUUCAAGUGCACAAAAGUAUUCAACAAGUAGGUAGUAGUGCAAAAGUAAACAGAAUUCAACAGAUUGACCGGAAGUUACAGAAUUCUCGUGAAAACAGCAAUAACGAGACUGCAGUCUCCAGAUUUCACGCUACGGCGCUAUGUGAAUAUGAAUGAAAAAUCUAUCGACAUGGUGAUCGAUCGAAUUUAAGAAAAUCAAGAGAACAAUCGAUUCUUUUGGAAGGAAAAGUCAAGUCAUCGAUUCUUCGGUCGAUUAUCGCCAAUGCUGACGACUAGCGUCUGCUUUACGUUGCGAACGCUUUCGUGCGCUUAAGGAAAGAAUACGAUUGGUCUGUACGGUGUUUCGAGGCAUUUACAGCGUGAAAUGGAGCCUUGCUUGUAAAACAAUAUUCUGAUUGGUCUCUCGGCUUAGUUUACGUCUUACAUUUACGGUUGCAGGAAUUUAUACGCUAUGGCCCUCAUUCCUUGGCGCGAGAAAGAGGCGUGCGAUUAACGUUCUGUAAUAGUUCGCUACUGAGAUCGCGAGUCCUCCCCGGCGCGUAGCACGAUGACCAGGUCUAAAAUAGAGCUGGGAGAUGUGACACCUCACAACAUAAAGCAACUGAAAUUACUCAAUCAGGUUGUAUUCCCGGUGUCGUACAAUGAAAAGUUCUACAAAGAUGUACUGGAAGCUGGGGAACUUGCCAAACUAGCAUAUUAUAAUGAUAUAGUGGUUGGAGCAGUUUGUUGCCGUGUAGAUACCUCGGAAAAUUCUAGGCGUUUAUACAUAAUGACACUCGGUUGUCUCUAUCCGUAUAGGAGAUUAGGAAUCGGCACUGUUAUGGUGCAACAUGUUUUAAACUAUGUUAACAAGGAUGGAAACUUUGACUCAAUCUUCCUACAUGUUCAAAUAAGUAACGAAGGGGCAAUUGACUUUUAUAAGAAAUUUGGAUUUGAAAUUGUCGAGACUAAAGAACAUUAUUACAAGAGAAUAGAACCGGCGGACGCGCACGUAUUACAAAAGACGUUACGUCCUCGAGCAAAUCAAACGAAUCAUCAAACCGUCAACUAAUAAGUAGCAUUGUUCAUUAGCUUAUCUUUUCCACAAUUUAGGAUUACGUAUUUCCAUGUUCCGUCAAUAAAUUCGUUUUGUAUUA